AUGGCGACGACGACGACGAACGCGACACAAUCACAGUCACCGCAACCGCCAUUACCGUCGGCGGAAGAAUCAGCGUCGAAAGCGUUACAGAAGCGAUACGAAGGAUUGAUGAUGGUAAGAACAAAAGCAGUAAAAGGCAAAGGCGCGUGGUACUGGUCUCAUCUCGAACCAAUCUUACUACACAACACCGACACCGGACUUCCCAAAGCCGUCAAGCUCCGUUGCUCCUUAUGCGACGCCGUUUUCUCCGCCUCCAACCCUUCCCGCACCGCCUCCGAGCAUCUCAAACGCGGGACCUGCCCCAAUUUCAACUCUUUGCCUAAACCCAUCUCCACAAUCUCUCCUUCCCCUCCUCCUCCGCCUCCUCCUCCGCCGUCGUCGAAUCGAAAACGCAAUUCCUCCGGCGGAGCUUCCGUCGAGCCGCUGAAUCAUCACCACCCACCAGGGUCUUACCACGUGACGCCUCUCUCCGUCGUUGAUCCGUCGCGAUUCUGCGGGCAGUUUCAGGCGACUCAUCAGCCGCAUUUGAUGCUUUCCGGCGGAAAAGACGAUUUGGGUCCUUUAGCGAUGCUUGAAGACAGUGUGAAGAAGCUCAAAAGCCCCAAAACUUCACAAACGCAGAAUCUAAGCAAAAUCCAGAUAUCGUCGGCGUUAGAUUCUCUCUCCGAUUGGGUGUUCGAAUCUUGCGGCUCUGUUUCUCUCUCCGGCCUCGAGCAUCCAAAGCUGAGAGCUUUUUUAACUCAAGUCGGUUUACCGAUCAUCUCGAGGAGAGAUUUCGUCGCCGGAAGAUUGGAUUCGAAGUACGAGGACUCGAGAGCGGAAGCCGAGUCGAGAAUCCACGACGCAAUGUUCUUCCAAAUCGCCUCCGACGGAUGGAAAUCCGAAACCUCCGGCGGCGAGGAGAAUCUCGUCAGCCUGAUCGUGAAUCUCCCCAACGGGACGAGUCUGUACAGACGAGCCGUGUUCGUCAACGGAGCCGUGCCGUCGAACUACGCGGAGGAAGUUCUGUCGGAGACGGUGAGGGGUAUUUGCGGGAAUUCACCACAGAGGUGCGUUGGGAUUGUCUCCGAUAGGUUUAUGAGUAAAGCGUUGAGGAGCCUCGAGAGCCAGCACCAGUGGAUGGUGAAUCUCUCUUGCCAGUUUCAAGGAUUCAACAGUCUGAUUCAAGAUUUCAUCAAAGAGCUUCCUCUGUUCAAGUCCGUCUCUCAGAGCUGCUCGAGGCUCGUCGGUUUCGUCAACAGCACGGCGGAGAUCCGAAACGCGGUUUGUAAGUAUCAAGGAGAGACGAGAAUGCUGCUGCAUUUGCCUUUAGAAUGUUCAAAGUUUGAGCCUUUGUAUAAUCUCAUCGAGGAUGUGCUUAAUUCGGCUAGAGCGAUUCAGCUUGUGAUGCAUGAUCACAUGGAAGAUCAUAUGGCUAGAGAGAUCGGUGAGAUGGUUGGAGACGCCGGGUUUUGGAACGAGGUGGAGGCGGUUUAUUCUUUGUUGAAGCUUGUUAAGGAGAUGGUGAGGAGGAUAGAGGAGGAGAGGCCUUUGGUGGGGCAGUGUUUGCCGCUUUGGGAUGAGCUAAGAUCGAAGAUAAAAGAUUGGUAUGCGAAGUUUAACGUUGUUGAAGAGAGGCAAGUGGAGAAGCUUGUUGAGAGGAGGUUCAAGAAGUGUUAUCACCCGGCUUGGGCGGCGGCGUUUAUACUUGACCCGCUCUACUUGAUAAGAGACAGCACCGGGAAGUAUCUACCUCCGUUCAAGUGCUUGACGCCGGAGCAAGAGAAAGAUGUUGACAAGUUGAUCACAAGGCUUGUGUCUAGAGACGAGGCGCAUAUUGCUAUGAUGGAGCUUAUGAAAUGGAGAACGGAAGGGCUUGAUCCGGUUUACGCUAGAGCGGUUCAAAUGAAGGAGAGGGAUCCGGUUUCGGGGAAAAUGCGGAUCGCUAACCCGCAAAGCAGUAGGCUUGUUUGGGAGACUUACCUUAGUGAGUUUAGGUCGUUGGGGAGAGUUGCUGUUAGGUUGAUUUUCCUUCAUGCCACUUCUUGUGGGUUCAAAUGCAAUGCCUCUCUUUUGAGAUGGGUUAAUGCGAAUGGGCGAUCGCGCGCUGCGAUUGAUCGGGCUCAGAAGCUGAUAUUUAUAUCGGCGAAUUCGAAAUUCGAAAGGCGGGAUUUUUCUAACGAUGAAGAGAGGGAUGCAGAGCUUCUUGCUAUGGCUAAUGGUGAAGAUGAUGUGCUAAAUGAUGUUCUCAUUGAUACUUCUUCAGUGUGA
Molecule: messenger RNA, 2250 nt
Organism: Microthlaspi erraticum
Lineage: Eukaryota; Viridiplantae; Streptophyta; Magnoliopsida; Brassicales; Brassicaceae
Source: the annotation of a GenBank genome assembly